Molecule: messenger RNA, 2266 nt
Organism: Anguilla rostrata (American eel)
Lineage: Eukaryota; Metazoa; Chordata; Actinopteri; Anguilliformes; Anguillidae
Gene: tab1
Product: TGF-beta activated kinase 1/MAP3K7 binding protein 1
Exons: 11
Coding region: 49-1617 (522 amino acids)
Biological process (GO): protein dephosphorylation
Cellular component (GO): cytosol
Molecular function (GO): protein serine/threonine phosphatase activity
Source: RefSeq, a predicted model, not a curated record
GAGACAAAAUAAAAGUAUAACAAGCGUUGGUGGGCGGGGCUGUACGGAAUGGAAAAAAAUGGCAGAGCCCUGGGAAGUGUGAAUGUGACGCUGGGUAGUUCCGCUAAGAUGGCGGCGCAGCGGAGGAGUUUGAUGCAAAGCCAGCAGAGUUGGACAGAUGACCUCCCGUUGUGUCAGUUGUGUGGGGUGUACACAACCGCCAACUGUGUGUACGGUCCUGAUGGCAAGGGCACUCAGAGCCACCCCAACGAGGAUGGCCACUUCAGAUUCAGAGGCGAGGAUGGCUGCUUCCUCUAUGGGGUGUUCAACGGCUUUGACGGCGGCCGAGUGGCGAACUUUGUUGCUCAGCGCCUGACGGCUGAACUGUUGCUUGGACAGCUGAAUUCCAGCCACUCCGACGCAGACGUCAGGAGAAUCCUGUUGCAGGCUUUUGAUGUUGUGGAGAAGAGCUACUUUGAAACCAUUGAUGAUGCGUUAGCUGAGAAAGCCAACCUACAGUCACAGCUGCCUGAGAGUGGGUUUCACCCGCUGACCCCACAGAACCAGAAGCUCUCCGAGAGGCUUGGCGUGUUGGAGCAGGAGGUGUCCGGCGGGGCCACUGCUGUGGUGGCCCUCAUUCUCAACAACAAGCUGCACAUCGCCAACGUAGGUACCAACCGCGCUCUGCUGUGCAAGUCCUCCAGUGACGGUCAGAACCAGGUGAUCCAGAUCAGCCACGACCACACCACAGACAACGAGGAGGAGAUCCAGAGGCUAGCCCUGCUGGGUCUGGACCCGUCCCGCCUGCGCCAGGCCGGCCUGAUCGUGGGCCAGACCAGCACCCGGAGGAUCGGGGACUACCGGGUCAAGUUUAACUACUCGGACAUCGACCUGCUGAGCGCAGCAAAAAGCAAGCCAAUAACAGCGGAGCCUGAGAUCCACGGUAGCCAAUCAGUGGAAGGCGUGUCUGGGUUCCUCCUCCUGGUGUCUGAGGGGCUGAUCAAAGCCCUUGAGGCCGCCCACGGCCCUGAGCAAGCCAAUCAGGAGAUGGUUGCGAUCGUGGCGGCUGAGCUGGCCCAGCAGAGCAGCCUGGACGCGGCGGCCCAGGCGGUGGUGGAGCGGGUGAAGCGGCUGCACCACGACGCCUUCGCCAGCGGGCGGCAGCGCGCCACGCAGUGCUCCAGGCACGAGGACAUGACCCUGCUCAUACGCGUGCUCAACUACACGCUGGCCGACUGCGCCCUCACCCCUACACAGGGGGGGCGCAUCUACCCCGUGUCGGUGCCUUACUCCAACAGUCAGAGCACCAGCAAAACCAGCGUCACCCUCUCCCUGGUCAUGCCCUCGCAGGGUACCCUCACCAACGGGACCAACACCACCUCCACGCAGGAAGAAGGUACCCCCACGCCAAGCCAGAGCCCGACGGCCACCCUGCAGUCCACCCACACCCACACGCAGAGCUCCAGCUCCAGCUCGGGGGACGGGGGCAGCCUGUUCCGGCAGCGGGGGAGCCAGGCGGCCCAGCCGGACGAGACCGGGAGGGUGCAGCCUUACGUGGACUUCAGUCAGUUCUACAGACUGUGGGGGGCAGACCACUGCGACAGCCAGGCCGCUCAGGGGGGGCUCGGUCCACAGUGAAGGGGGUGAAGGGGGAGGGUUAGGUUUUUCCUUUUGGGGGGGUGGGGGUGGGGGGGAGAAGGGGGGAGGGAGUGUGUUGUAAACCCUGACUCUGGAGAGCCACAGGUAUCUCUGCUGGGGGUUUUUUUUUUUCCCCCACCUUAAAAUCGGCACAAAAAAUUGAAUCGUUGAAGAAACAUGGUGAGGUAAAUUAAGUGCAUAAUCUGCUGCUGUAAUCAGACAAUUGAGGGACAAGUAGGAACAGAAAACCAGCAUGUGUCCUGUGGCUCUUCAGGAGCAGGACAGGCCAAGCCUGGAUUUGGGCAUGCUUCACUGGUGCGAACAAAAUUGGAAGAGGUAAGCAGGGACGUACUUGGAAUUUUAAGUCUAGGAUGGAUGGCAGAGGAGGAUGAAGGAGAACGGGGGGGCAGAGAGAGAGAGAGGUGCAUGUGUGAUUGAAUUAAACUGGGACCAUUUGUUGUCCUGUCAGUAUCUCCAUCCACUCCACCCAAAUGUAUAUUUUUUCCUUGUAGGGAAGUGGGAUGGUGAGCACGCUGUAUUGAUGGACGGAGUGUGAUGGAGGCAUUUAUCUCAGUUUUUUUAACAUAACGUGGUGUGUGCAGUGAGUAUGGUGCCUGCCAGCAGAGUACAGAAUAAAUUGUAUAAACAA